Messenger RNA from Paramormyrops kingsleyae, 1909 nucleotides. RefSeq names its product eva-1 homolog C (C. elegans) (gene eva1c). Gene Ontology annotation, molecular function: carbohydrate binding. The record is from RefSeq and is a predicted model, not a curated record. NCBI's taxonomy places the organism in Eukaryota, Metazoa, Chordata, Actinopteri, Osteoglossiformes, Mormyridae.
UAUUAGGAAAUAAACGGCUUAGCAAAGCUCAGAUUGCGUCUCCGGGCUCGAUAGGACGCCGCCACGCCCCCUGUGCCAGCGGCGCCCGACGAUCUCUAAAAGCUCGCCGCCCUUUGAUUUACGCCGAUCGCCAGUCGCCCGCGGCGGCACCUCAUACCCUGUGGACUUUUCUCCGCAUUCGGCGACUGUCCGCGUCCUUCCGUCCGGAGAGCCGCCCGCGGUUCCGGCGCUUCGGACCUGUUGCGUAUGUUUUAUUUCGGCUCCACGUUGCCGAGUCCAAGCCGCCGGACUCUUCGCGGCGCUAGUGCGUGGGGUUUGCUGCCCGUUUUGGCGUUUUGAGGGAAAAUCCGAACAUCUGAUCAUGAUCUCAUGGACUCGGCAUGCAAACCAUGACUGGCUUGGGCUCCCGGAGGCAGAGGAUGUCACUCCUUAACGUUUUCUACCACAUUCUUCUCCUGUGGACCAAAGAGAUGGACGCGCUUGCGAACUUUUCAAAUUACCUACUUAGGAUCAUCAAGAGCCAGUCGGCCCGCGCCUGCGAUGGAGACCAGCUUCGCCUGUUCUGCCCGCGACACUCAUCGGUCUCUGUCCAGUCCGCCUUUUAUGGGGCCGGUGGGGCGCUGCGCUGUGCCGACAGCCCAUGGGCUGCACAGGACAAAGAGGGGCACCGAACCUGCACCGCCGUUACUGCCUUACAGAAGGUGCUUUCAGAGUGCCAGGGCCACCGGGACUGCCAGCUUCCUGUCAACCCCCAUGUCUUUGGGAGGGACCCCUGUCCUGGGACCCCCAAGAACCUCCAAGUGUCAUACAAAUGCAAACCCACUGAACACAAGAGGAAGACUGGAUGCCAAGCUGAGAAGUUGACUCUGCAUUGCAAAAGUCCACGGCUGCUGAAUAUCUACUGGGCAGCGUAUGGCAGGCAGCUGGGUGAUGCUGACACGUGUGCCUCUGAGGAAGGAGAACCACCUCUUUUUGAGUGUUCCUACCACGGGGCUGUGGACAUAGUGUCCAGGGAAUGUUAUGGGAAGCAGAGGUGUGUCAUCACGGUCGAUGACCACAACUUCAAAGACCCCUGUCCCCCAGGAAUGCGGAAGCAACUCACCGUCCUCUAUGCAUGUGUGCCUCUGAGCUUGAUGAAGGAGGCAGAUCCCAGCAUAUUUACCACUAUCCUGACUCCUAAACAGACCACUGAGAAAGUAGUGGUUUUGUAUCCCAAAGGCUCCAAACAUCCAGAAAACAAGGGGAUUAUUCUCAGCAACUCUCUGAUGGUGUUUGGUUUUAUUAAAGAACACCCUGAACUGGCAGCCCUGCUCUUUGUGUCCAGUGUAUGCGUGGGACUCCUCUGCGUGCUCCUAGCCCUGUCCAUGAAGAUAUCCUGCAAUGUCAGACCUCUCAGAGGGGUCCAGUCAAUGGCAAGACAACACAGCAGGCAUAAUUCCGAUGAGGAAAGCUCAGAACUGAGCAGCUUGGUCAGCGAGACGAAGGACGACGCCUGCUGGGAGGUGACCAGUACGACGCUGGAGGCCGCUGAGCUGGCGGAGAGGAUCGAGCGGCGAGAGCAAAUUAUCCAGGAGAUCUGGAUGAAUGCCUAUCUCAAUGGGACCUCACAGAUCUGGCCUGUAUCACCUUGCAAUACUGCUGACCACAGACCAGACAGCCUUACACUACAUUAAUGCACACCAAUCUAUUAACCAAAUGGACUACAUUUCACCAUGUAGCUUCUGUUUUGGUAAUCUUGUGAUCAUUCUAAGAGUGUGGUAAAGAAUCUGGUCCUUCAUUGCUGGUGCCAAGCAUUAUGCAAAUAUACAGCUUUAAGCUGCCCAUGUCGGUUGGAUUAGCUAUAACUAUCAUCACUGUGCACAAUUAUGAAUUUUAAAAAAGAAAUGAAGCUGACAGUAUUUAUUUAAAA